Messenger RNA from Neoarius graeffei (lesser salmon catfish), 3413 nucleotides. RefSeq names its product cytochrome b-245 heavy chain (gene cybb). The transcript is spliced from 13 exons. NCBI's taxonomy places the organism in Eukaryota, Metazoa, Chordata, Actinopteri, Siluriformes, Ariidae. The coding region runs from base 100 to 1794 and encodes 564 amino acids. Gene Ontology annotation, molecular function: superoxide-generating NAD(P)H oxidase activity. Gene Ontology annotation, cellular component: plasma membrane; NADPH oxidase complex. Gene Ontology annotation, biological process: superoxide anion generation; defense response. The record is from RefSeq and is a predicted model, not a curated record.
UCUCUGCCUUCAACACCAAAUGAACACUUCUGUACCUCACUCUACCACUUUUACACUCACAUACACACACGCACACACAGACUCAUUUGUCCUUUCAGCAUGGGCAACUUUGCAGCAAAUGAAGGGCUAUCCGUCGUUGUUAUUCUGGUAUGGCUUGGAAUCAAUGCCUUUCUCUUUGUCCAUUUCUACAUGGCAUUUCUGAUCGACCGUUUCUACUACAGCAGGGUCAUCCUGGGGCAUGCGCUGCCCUGGGCGAGAGCUCCAGCUGCGUGUCUGAAUUUUAACUGCAUGUUGGUCCUCCUGCCUGUCUGCCGCAACCUUCUGUCCUUCCUCCGAGGCUCCAUACAGUGUUGUAGCCGUACAGCUGCUCGUCAACUAGACAGAAAUAUCACUUUUCACAAACUGGUAGCCUACAUGAUUGCUUUCCACACAGCUGUGCACACCAUCGCUCAUCUGUUUAAUUUUGAGCGUUUUGAGUCUGCUCAGUGGGAGGACAACAACAGCUCACUGCCUCACAUUCUGUCUCUGAUUGGCAACAAGCCCAACGAGUCUUACCUCAACCCUAUCCGAUCCAGAGAAACGAGUCAGACUAUCGUGAUGUUUACCACGAUUGCCGGACUGUCAGGUGUAGCAAUCACCCUUGCCCUCAUCCUCAUCAUUACAUCCUCCAUGGAAGUCAUUCGCAGGUCCUAUUUUGAGGUGUUCUGGUUCACCCAUCACCUUUUUAUCAUCUUUUUCAUUGGACUGGUGGUGCAUGGGGUCGGUCGUAUUGUACGAGGCCAGAGCUUUGACAGUCUAAAGCGUCAUGACCCUAAAAAUUGCAGUGAACGGUUUGAGAGAUGGGGCAUGGACCCUGACUGCCCUACACCAGACUUUGCAGGAAAUCCACCAGGGACAUGGAAGUGGGUCAUUGGGCCGAUGAUCCUGUACGUGUGUGAGAGGUUCGUUCGACUUUACCGCUCGAAGCAGAAGGUGGUUAUCACCAAGGUCGUGAUGCAUCCAUCAAAAACUCUGGAGCUGCAGUUGAAGAAGAAAGGCUUUAAGAUGGAGGUAGGUCAGUACGUCUUCCUGAAGUGUCCGUCCAUCUCGCACCUGGAGUGGCAUCCUUUCACCCUGACUUCUGCCCCUGAAGAAGACCACUUCAGUAUCCACAUCCGUAUUGUUGGAGACUGGACAGAGGCCCUGUACAAGGCAUGCGGUGGUGACAAGAGCGGAGUUCAGGAGGCCUGGGAACUUCCCAGGAUGGCAGUAGAUGGCCCCUUUGGCACAGCCAGUGAAGAUGUGUUUCGCUAUGAAGUGGUCAUGCUGGUGGGUGCAGGAAUUGGUGUAACUCCCUUUGCGUCAAUCCUGAAGUCUGUGUGGUACAAAACUGUACAGCAAAACACCAGUGUGUUCACCAAAAAGAUCUACUUCUAUUGGCUGUGUCCUGAGACACAGGCGUUUGAAUGGUUUGCAGACCUGCUUCAGUCUCUGGAGCGCCAGAUGAGUGAAAAAAACAUGAAGGACUUCCUCAAUUACAACAUUUACCUCACACGCUGGAAGGAGACAGAGGCUGCUCACUUCCGAGUUCACCAUGAAGCAGAAAAUGACCCCAUCACUGGCCUGAAGCAGAAAACUCUGUACGGAAAACCCAACUGGGACAACGAGUUUAACACUAUUGCCACCAAUCACCCAGGGUCUAAAGUCGGGGUGUUUCUCUGUGGACCGACUCCUCUAGCAAAAGCCUUAGAAAAGCAGUGCAUCAGCCAGUCGCAGGCUGGAGCGGAGUUCAUUUUCAACAAGGAAAACUUCUAAUUUUGGCCAUGGAUAGACAGGCAGACAACUAAAAUGAUCAAAUCUCUACUCAGCUAAUUUGUAGUGUAUGUGUGAUUACCACAGAAGACUUAUGUAAAAAAAUAAGUUUUCUUGAAACAUAAUGGAAAUUUACAGGUAGCUACUGAACUUCACUGAUAUAAUGAGAUGAUAUAAAUCCAGGAUUCCAACACUGGAGUGAUAAGUAAUUCUUAAGUAAUACGCUUCAGAAUAUUUUGACAGAAGGUAGAAAACAGCACAUUUACUAUUAUCUUUAAAUGACAACACAUAGCUACAAAGUCCCUCCUCUGAAACAGUACUUCCAUCUGAGGAAGGAAUAAAACGUGACAUGGUGUAACCACCACAGUCAUCAACAGGGUGGUGUGAUGUGGCACGACGCAAAGCAGAUUUACUUCAACCACGAUGAAAUUGAUUAUUUUUCUCAAACUAAACAUUUAGAAACACAAUUUUUUUUUUAUUUAAGAAAGAGUGACACAUCAGACGUUUUAAUAACAAUUUAUAUAUAGUGACAGUUGCUGUUGUAGAACAAUUUAGCUCCUGUUGUCACUUACUUUAUAACAAACUGCUGUUUCUUCAUGACCCUCUUUUUUCUCUCCAUUGAUUGACAAAAAAAACGUAGCGUUUUGUGUUAACAAGAGUUCAACUCUUCAUCCUGAAGACUUUAUGUUAAAAGUUGCUUACUGAGAAAUGAUCGUUUUAAAAAAUAAUAAAAUAAAAUGUUUAUUGAGUGUCCCAGCGUCUGCCAUCAGAUGUGAGUUUUGAGUCAAUCUUUUUUUGUUGUUGUUGUUUUCAUUCUUCUGUGCAGGAAAGUGUGUUGAAAUUACUACUGGUGGUAAUCACACAUGCUACAGAUACACUGAAUUUGUUUUAAAAGUUAUUUAAAAAAAAAACAGAGCACAACUACAGUCUAAAGGAUGAGGCAAUGGUACCAUGCGAUGAUGCUAUAGUCCUUUAUGUGAAGGUGUUGAGCUUGAUGCUUUUGCUACAGUAAGAGAUAUGAAAAGCUGUAAUGCUGAUAUAAAUGACUCAGAGAUUGUUGUUUUGCACUGAUGUAUGUUGCCUAUCAAAUCCUUAAUUGCUUAUCACACUUUGUUUUCUCUUUUCACGCUGCUUAAGUAACUUAGUAGGCUUGCUUUCUUUCUGUUUUACAUUAGAUACAAUCGAUUUGUCUAGAUGUAACAACACCUUCAAGACUUUCUGCAAGAAGAUGUGCAAUGAGACAGGCUAGUUUAACUUAAUUCUAUGACUUUGGGGCAAAAAAACAUUGCCACUAUUACACUGCAUCAUAUAAUAUUCAAAAGUUUUCAUUCCAUAUAUUUUUUUCUUCAAACAUUGUGAAAUCACAAGAUUUAAUUGCAGAAGUGUUUUUAGAAAUAACCAUCCAGUAUUCACAAGAUUAAUGAACUUUCAAAAUCUGAGUUCCUCUUUCCUAUUGAGUUGUGCUAACAAGGAAGCACCUCUGCAGCAAUGAGAAAUUAACUUCAUGUGGACAAAGCUUAAAAAAGUUCAACCAAGGUCUUCUUUGUUUUCUUUAAACCAUGCUGUUAGAUAGAAAAUGCAUAACAUUCUCACAAACAUAAUAAAAUACUGAAGGACACAAA